This is a messenger RNA of Hordeum vulgare subsp. vulgare (domesticated barley), 2123 nucleotides long. RefSeq names its product UPF0481 protein At3g47200-like. Lineage: Eukaryota; Viridiplantae; Streptophyta; Magnoliopsida; Poales; Poaceae. The transcript has a single exon. Bases 427 to 1950 code for a protein of 507 amino acids. The record is from RefSeq and is a predicted model, not a curated record.
UGGGAUGAGAGGUGAACUUGAUGGAGGAUGGGAUCGAUGAGUGUGCCUGUGGCAGGUAGAAUGUAUGUAUGUGGCCACGUUGAGUGAAUAAAACAAAAGCAAGAUGGACAUGGUCAAUGCUCAAUACUCAAAUACUCGAUCUAUAAGAGGAGAGACAAGGCUGUGCUUCUUCUUGCCAGGCGAUAUAUACUUGUCUUUUACCGUCUCUCUUCUCCCUGCUAGGCCAUCAGUAGUUUCCGUUCCUCCCAUCAUCCAUCCCAUGCAUGAUAGUAUUAGUCAUGCAUGGACCCUCAUCGAUGCUAGCUGAAAUCUCGUCCAUGAUGAUCUCUUCAUAGAUAUUCUGCCACCCUUAUCCAUGAUCGAUCUCUUCAUAGGUGCUUUGCGACGUUCAUGGCCGAUUUGAUUUGACAGGGAGAAGCAUCAAGCAUGGAACCACCAGCUGCUGCUGCUGCAUGGCCACCCUACUACGGCUUUCCGGCCAACUGGUCCUUGCAACCUGUGUGGGCUCCUGGCUUCCCCUUCGAGUCUCCAAUGUGGUUCCAACAAGCACAUGCUCCUGGUAGCUCUAGCGGAGGGCAGCUGCAGCAGGUCGAAGAAGAAGCACAUUUUCCUAUCCAAGAGGAAGAAGAAGAAGAAGAAGAAGAAGAAGCACAGUACAAGACCGAAAUGAAGAUCCACGACCCGAUCCAAGCGUUCGCGGAAGCAGCUCGCGAGUUCAAGGUCGACAUCGACAUGAGGGACAUGAAGAUCCACAGGUACCCCGCAAGCAUCCAACGUCUGGGCGUCUACUACACAACCCCGACGACGGUGGCCAUCGGGCCUUACCACCACGGGGAGGGCCGCCUCAAGCCGGCGGAGAAGGUGAAGCACGUGGCCGCCUACCACUGCAUCAUGGAGUCGGGCCGCUCCGUCCAGGAGAUGUACGCCGCGGUGGCCUCGCUCGCCGGCGAGGCCCGCGGGCUCUACGACAAGGACGCGGUGGCCGGCAUCGGCGAGGACGACUUCUUGCCCAUGAUGUUCUACGACGCGUGCUUCCUGGUGCAGUACAUGCUCACGUGCACCGCCGGCGGCGGCGGCUCCGGGAUGGACCCGUCGUUGCGCAGCUACUUCGACGGCAACGACAGCGACAUCUUCCACGACAUCAUGCUGCUCGAGAACCAGCUUCCAUGGCGGGUGGUGGAGGCCGUCAUGCGGUUCAGGCCCGUGCCCUUGGAGGAGUUCAUCACGUCGUUGAAAGACGGCCUGCAGGACCGCAAAUUAACCGAGAAGAAGCCUCCGGCAUUGGACGAGGGCUACGAGCCGCCGCACCUCCUCGGCCUCCUCCGGUUCUACAUCGUAGGGAGAAGCAACACCAGGCGCAGCCGCCUACCCCAAACCGAGUCCAUGUCCUUCUCCGUGAGCGCCAUCGAGCUCGCGGAGAUCGGCAUCACGCUGACGGCCAACAAGACGAGCGAGCUCAUAGAGAUGGGCGUCAAGAAGAACAAGCGGGCGCUCUUCGCCAAGCUCUCGCUGGCGUCGCUGUCCCUAGACCACGCGCGCGCGAGCUGGCUCGCCAACAUGGCGGCCUUGGAGGUAUGCACCACCCCCAACUUCCAGGCGGUGGACGACGAGGAGUCUGUCGUCUGCUCGUACCUCCUCCUCCUUUCCAUGAUGGCGGACCGGGAGGAGGACGUGCACGAGCUGCGGAGGAAGCGUCUCCUGCAGGGGGGAGGAGGGCUCACCAACAAGGAGGCGCUCGACUUCUUCACCAGGCUUCAGGGCCUGCCUCUCGGAUCCAGCUAUAUCCGCACCAUGGAAGAGAUCGAGAAUUACCGGGUCAAGAGGCGAAAGCGGACCAAGUUGCACGCAUUCAUCUACAAGAACUUGAGGAUCAUCAUUACCGUCUUCUCCGUCCUUGGUGUACUCGCCGGUAUCUUCGGCUCGCUUAUGUCCCUCAGGAGACGAUCUUGAUGAUAUAUUUCUCUAACUUGUUUUUAGUGAACUUUCCUGCAUCUGCAUCUGAAAUUUUGAAUGCGGUUUGCAGUCAAGUAUUUUCCAUUUGUAUUAUUUGUUUGUCUACUGGGCAUGGAAUCUGCACAAAGAGAUGUGUAUGAGAUUGUUUAAUUGCUGUCGUCACUAUGCCU